Cydia fagiglandana is the source of this 387-nucleotide messenger RNA. RefSeq lists its product as uncharacterized. The record is from RefSeq and is a predicted model, not a curated record. The coding region runs from base 1 to 387 and encodes 128 amino acids. The transcript is spliced from 3 exons. Lineage: Eukaryota; Metazoa; Arthropoda; Insecta; Lepidoptera; Tortricidae.
AUGGAGAAAGAAAAAGAAAAAGUGCAUUUAGACACGAUACUAAUAGAGGAAAUAGGGGAGUUUGGGAGUUUCCAGAAGAGGGCGUUAGGGUUGGCUUUGUUAGUGGCUCUACUUGGCGGGUAUAGUGGGAACGAGUAUGUGUUUACUGCUGCUAGAAUAACCACCAGAUGCCUAAUCCCAGAAUGCGAAACCAGCGGUGAUUCGAAUUGGUUGACCAUGGCGAUACCCGAAGAUGGUGGGUCUUUCGACAACUGCAAUAGAUUCAACUCGACAUGGCUCGGAGGGAAUGCUAGCUGCUCGGUUAAUGACUUCGACAGGGAUCUUAUUGUGCCAUGCGAGGAUUAUGUAUAUGAGAAUACAGACACCGCGGUGUAUGAGAUUCGUUAG